Messenger RNA from Colossoma macropomum (tambaqui), 4633 nucleotides. RefSeq lists its product as uncharacterized. Bases 1055 to 3355 code for a protein of 766 amino acids. Gene Ontology annotation, molecular function: zinc ion binding; ATP hydrolysis activity. Gene Ontology annotation, cellular component: nucleoplasm; nucleus. NCBI's taxonomy places the organism in Eukaryota, Metazoa, Chordata, Actinopteri, Characiformes, Serrasalmidae. The record is from RefSeq and is a predicted model, not a curated record. The transcript has 14 exons.
AAUUAAAAUUGCAGCCGGUGGUGGAAGUAGUGCUCAAGCGUUGAUGAAACAUUGCUACAGUUACAAUUAAAGAUCUGGCAAUCAGAAAUGAAAAAUCUACUUGACUACUAUACUAAAAUGUACUUAAGUGUGAAAUAUGUUUCUAUCCAAACAUUUGCACUUGAACCUUUUAUCAGAAGUAAAAGACAGAUCUUGGUGGUUUCUCUCUCUGCUCACUUCAACUUAAAAUAUACACGGUUGACCACAGUAGUUGGUGAGUAGUUGCUAAUACGAUACCAUCAAAAUAAAUGAGAAGAGGAGGUGGUUUGACUUACCAACUGAAAACAUGUUGACAUUAAUAGACCUGAAGUCAUGCCUCAUUCUGUAGUUGACGUCAUGCCCAUAACAGAAGCUCCGGAUGUAAGAUUUUCUCUGUGAGAAAAAUGAUUGAUGUUGAAAACUAGAGCUUUUGUAUCCAGUCUUGAUCAAAAAUGCUCCAGAUACUUUUUGCCAUAUGAACAUUUUUUCUCUGAAUGUUGGCAGAUGCACUGCAUUACGAGCUGGUUAAGGAGCCAAAAAUAUGAGUGCUGCUACAGCCAAGCUAACACUGCUGCACAUUGAAUUGACAUCAUAAGGCCUGGCAACUUCAGCAAAAUACCCCUCACAAGGCAGUAAGCUUUAUUAAAUGUGCUAGUUAAACUGCUUUAGCAGUUAUAGGUUUGAGUAGCUUGUGCUGAUACAUAACAGUGUUGAAGUUUAAUAGUUGACUUUUGUGCAGCGUCAUGUCAGGGCAUAGGAGUGUUAGCUUGCUUGUAGCAUGUGUGUUGCAUUCUUUGUAUUUUGACUGGUAAGUGAUCUCAUAAUUCAGAGGAUCCAGUGGCACUCACGGGGAAAAUGUACACAGGUCAAAACAUAUCAUGCUUAAUGCAUUUUUGUUCACCACAGGACGGAAUAGCAGUGAUCUUCAAAAACGGCAUUGAUUUUUCUCAUAUAGAAAAUCUACUUUGACCCAGAGUUCCUGAUAAGGACAUGAGAUCCACUACAGAACAUCUGAGGUCUAUUGCAAUUGUAUUAUAUGUCUUUGGUAAUAACUGAGGAUUCUGAGGCAAGUCUGAGAGCCAUACUCACUCAUUCCAUCUUCAAGUCAGUGUUUGAGCUACAGGAACAGCUGGACUCAAUCCCAGGCAAGAAGGGCACCAAGAUCCUCAUCUGGAACAUACGCAGGAACAAGGAUGGAAAGCCUGAGUUUGACUUUGAUACAGAUAGGGAAGACAUUCGCCUGCCUGAGAUCCGUUCUGAGGAGAUGGAGGGGAAAGGCAAGAAGAGUUACUUUGGCCUUCGGAGAACUGACCACAUCGUUCCAGAGAUGGACUAUUCUCUCAGAGCAUAUCUCAGCAUUCUCUAUUUGAAACCCAGGAUCCAGAUCAUCCUCAGGCAGAAGAAAGUUCAGACCAAACUAGUGGCUAAAAGUCUGUCCAUGAUUGAGAAUGAUGUUUACAAACCACAAUUCAUUAACGAACGCGUGAAGAUUACCUUUGGCUUCAACCGCAAAAACAAAGAUCAUUAUGGCAUCAUGAUGUACCAUAACAACAGGCUUAUCAAGUCCUACGAGAAAGUGGGAUGCCAGAUUAAGUCUUCAGGACAAAGAUCAGGAGUUGGUGUUAUUGGAGUUAUUGAGUGUAACUUUCUCAAACCAGCUCAUAACAAGCAGGACUUUGAGUACACCAAAGAGUACAGGCUCACUAUAGCUGCUCUCGGCCUUAAACUCAACGACUACUGGCGUGAGAAAAAAGAAAAAAAAGCCAAAGAGAGAGCGUUCCGAGCCCUAGAGAAGAAAAGUGAAGAGGGGAAUAUGGAGGAAGAUGAAGAGGAUGAAGAGGAGGAGGAGGAAGAAGUGGAUGUGACAUGGAUUCAGUGUGAGGACUGUAUGAAGUGGAGGGGUAUUCCCACUCAUCUGUUCUCAGGGAAGGUUCCUGAGCCCUUCACUUGUAGCCAGCAUCCCACGGCCCGUCUCAGGAGCUGCUUAGUGCCAGAGGAACCAGAGGAGGCGGUGGACGAGCUGACACCCAGCUAUGAGAAAACACACAAAAAACAGGAACCAGGCCCGGUCAAAAGAAGAGGAAAAUCUGUGGAGGCGAGUAAAGGUGUGGCCCAGCCUCAGAGCAAAGAGCCCUCUUCAGAAGCCAGAGUGGAUGAAGCUGUCAUGGACACAAAUCAUAAGGACAAAGAAAACGACUCCACGCCAGAGCCUUCAAACUCACACGGCAACAAAAGGAAAGCAACAUGGUCAAACAAUGACAUAGGCAGCAAGUCCCCUAAACGUGCUGAUCCUUCUGGUGAAGGAGAAAAAAUAACUGCAACAACAGCAACAACAGAAAAUACUUCAGAAACUGAAAAGGCAGACAACAACAAGGCCCAGGCCCCAAGUACAGUGACCCAGGAGGACAAAAUUCAAAAUUCUACAGAGUGUCCUGCCAUAGACUCAAACCAGAAUCCUCCAGAACAGCAGGCCUCACAUGGCCUUCAGCCUAAAGAGCAGCUCAGACUCGCCUCCAGCUCACUGGGCUGGCCUCACCCUCCCACCUCCCAGCCCUCCAUGGCCUGGUCCCACCCACUUCCCCCAGCUCAGACCGUGGUGGUGCCUCCCCUCAGCCGCUCCAGCCGCCAGUCAGUUUCUCCCUUAACUGUAGAAGGCCUGGAUCGGCCAGCGCUCACCCUGAGACUGGCUCAGCUGGAACGAGAAGCCAAACGGCUUAGGAAGACCCUCGGCCUUCAGGAGCCGGCUGUGGAAACAGCUACAUUAGCGGAAGGGGAGGUGUCAGGUUCAGCAGUAGAGGGGGCGACAAUACAAGGUGGGGGGACAACCCCCUCUGUUCAGAAUACAGAGACAUUAACGCCCAGUGCCUCUACAAAAUCAGAGGUUGAAGACAAGGCAACAGCAUCUACGGCAUCCAAGAAAACAGAAGCUCAGUCGGACAAACAAAGCUCAAUACAAAGAAAUGGCAGUCCCUCAGCCCAGCAGGGGGCACCAAUGAGUCCCACAGAUGAUCUACAUUGGAGCAAGACAUUGGCCAAACUGCAGAGCCAAAACCAGGCUCUCUUUACAGAAGUAAAUAAACUGAAAAAAGAGAAGGAGCAGCUUCUGAGCAAAGUGAGACAAGUAGAGAGAGAAACACGGGACAGAAGAGACCAAAGCACCAGCACACCCUCUAAUGUUAAUGAUAGUAUUGCACUGGAGCGAUUACGUGCUAUCCGUCGGAAUGUUGUGUCUCUCCUGUCCUCCAUCCUGCCUAAUUUGGACAUGCAGGGUAUCAGCUAUGACACAGGGGAUGUGGACAGCAUCCUGCAGCAGAUCAUCCAAGUUAACAACCUCUGACCUCAGUUCAGUGCUUGUAACUGAGCUCCACAAGAAGGAUGCAUUUACACCACAAGCCACUUGUUUCAGCACACUGCCUGGAACGAACCUGUUUAUCCUGAUAUUUCAUCCUGUUGCAUACAGAUCUGAGUAUUGGUACUACUUUGUCGUAUAUAGAUGAUGCCUGAACACAAGCAUUAACCCCACAAAUAUUAAGCACAUGAUGCUGAUCUUCAUUGUGCUAUGGUAAAUGUAUAGGUUAUUGACUGCAAGGGUGGCUCUGCAAAUAUCAAGCAAAAAUAUAACAUUUAGAAGUUUUACUUUUUUUCCCCCCCAAGUCAAACUUUUUUCGUUUUCAGCAAUGCCGUGGCAUCUGCAGAGCUUCAUACUGCUGUAAAAGAAAAAAAAACAAUUUUGUUCAGGCAGAGUAGAGUUAGAGAGAGUGCUCAAAGUAAUAGUCACUCUACCAUUUCACAGUGCUCUUUGUGUUAUGCUUUAUUUGGCCAAAUCCUUUUUGUUUUUCUAAAAAGACAGUUGUGUGUCCCACAUAAUUAUUGUACUAUAUUAUUCUCAAGGGAUCCUUCAGCAAUAAAGUAAACUUGUUUAAGUACUUUUCAAUAAUUGCAUAUUCAAAUUACUGAGGGAACUUAGAAAAUUGGAAAUUAUAAUGCAUUUUCCUACCAAAUCUUGACGCUUUUCAGAGCAAAACAAGGUGUCGAGGAGGGUCACUGAGCUAGCUGAGCAUUUUCGCUUGAUAUGUGGGGUCAAGGAACUGGUAGCACAUUUAGAAGGCAGACUGCUGAAAAGAAUGACGUCGCACUCCUCUUCAGCGGAUUUAAGCUCGGACAUAAAGACACACAACUUUGUUUAUACAUAGUUUAUUACACAGUAUAAUACAGUACUGAUCAAUGACAAAUUUUAAAAACAAAUAUUUGAAUGAGCAAAUAACCAGUUAUAUGGAUUAAAUACUGUAUGCACAUUGUGACAAUAGAUACUUCUUUUUACUGAGACAAACAUUUGUGGGAAAUUCAGUAAGAGGAAGUAAACAUAAAAUCUUUUCUUUAUACAUUAAUAAGCAGAUUCAGCAAAGGACACUGGUUACUUUCACAGUGCAGCAUGAAAAUAAUGAAGCAUUCACACACUUGGUUUGUUGAAAGAUGUUUACGAUACAGUUCACAGGCACAGAAUGAGAGUUUGAUAGUAAAGAUCUGCUCAAACUGCACAUGUACACAUGCUUAGUAGUGAUUUAGAGGGUUAACUGGAUAUAUACAGCAUAUUACCAUAUACCAUAUUAGCAUA